Messenger RNA from Neogale vison (American mink), 3106 nucleotides. RefSeq names its product transmembrane serine protease 13 (gene TMPRSS13). Gene Ontology annotation, cellular component: membrane. The transcript is spliced from 14 exons. The record is from RefSeq and is a predicted model, not a curated record. Gene Ontology annotation, molecular function: serine-type endopeptidase activity; protein binding. Bases 117 to 1694 code for a protein of 525 amino acids. Lineage: Eukaryota; Metazoa; Chordata; Mammalia; Carnivora; Mustelidae. Gene Ontology annotation, biological process: proteolysis.
GGGCUGGCCCUCAGCCUUCCAGCCCCUUUUUCCCCACAUGCUGGGGAAGACAGGGGCCAACAUGGCUCUUCCCGUGGACAUCAGCUGAGCCUGGAAGCUUCACCCCUCAGGAGACCAUGGAAAGGGACGGCAGCCGGAAUGCUUCCCCGGCAAGGACAUCUCCAGUCCGGGCGUCUCCAGCCCGGGCAUCUCCAGCCGGCACGUCCCCAGCCCGGGCAUCUCCAGCUGGCACACCCCCGGCCCUGGCGUCCCCUUCCAGGUCAUCGUCUGCCAGGUCAGCCUCCACGACAUCCUCUCCGACAAGAGUAUAUCUUGUUAGAGCAACACCAGUGGGCGCCGUGCCCAUCCGGGCAUCUCCUGCCAGGUCAGCACCAGCCACGAGGGCCACCGGGGAGAGCCCAGGUAUCAGCCUGCCCAAGUUCACCUGGCAGGAGGGCCGGAAGCGGCUGCCGCUCAUCGGAUGUGUCCUCCUCCUCAUCGUCCUCGUGGUGGCCCUCAUCAUUCUCCAUGGGGGAAGAGAGCCCCAGAGUCCAAGAGGGAUUGCAGUCUAUUUCUGGCGGGGCCACACGGGGAUCAAGUACAAGGAACCAGUGGAGAGCUGCCCCAUCCAUGCUGUGCGCUGUGAUGGGAUCGUGGACUGUAAGCUGCGGAGUGAUGAGCUGGGCUGCGUGAGGUUUGACUGGGACAAGUCUCUGCUUAAAGUCUACUCCGGGUCCUCCCAUCAGUGGCUUCCCAUCUGCAGUGACAGCUGGAAUGACUCCUACUCAGAGAAGACCUGCCAGCAGCUGGGUUUCGUAAGUGCUUACCGGACGACCGAGGUGGCCCACAGGAAUCUUGCCAGCAGCUUCUCGAUCUCCAAAUACAACUCCACCCUUCAGGAAAGCCUCUACAGGUCUGAAUGCCCUUCCCGGCGGUAUGUCUCUCUCCAGUGUUCCCACUGUGGACUAAGGGCCAUGACGGGGAGGAUCGUGGGAGGGGCGCUGGCCCCAGAGAGCAAGUGGCCUUGGCAAGUGAGCCUGCACUACGGCACCACUCACAUUUGCGGGGGCACGCUGAUCGACGCCCAGUGGGUGCUCACCGCUGCCCACUGCUUCUUUGUGACCCGGGAGAAGGUUCUGGAGGGCUGGAAGGUCUACGCAGGCACCAGCAACCUGCUCCGGCUGCCUGAAGCAGCCUCCAUCUCCCAGAUCAUCAUCAACGGCAACUACACGGAUGAGGAAGACGACUAUGACAUUGCCCUCAUGCGGCUCUCCAAGCCCCUGACCCUGUCUGCUCACAUCCACCCUGCCUGCCUCCCUAUGCACGGACAGACCUUCAGCCUCAAUGAGACCUGCUGGAUCACAGGUUUUGGCAAGACCAAGGAGACUGAUGAGAAGACAUCCCCCUUCCUCCGAGAGGUACAGGUCAACCUCAUUGACUUUAAGAAAUGCAAUGACUUCUUGGUCUAUGACAGUUACCUUACCCCAAGGAUGAUGUGUGCUGGGGACCUCCGGGGAGGCAGAGACUCCUGCCAGGGAGACAGCGGGGGGCCCCUGGUCUGUGAGCAGAACAACCGCUGGUAUCUGGCAGGAGUCACCAGCUGGGGCACAGGCUGUGGCCAGAGAAACAAGCCUGGUGUGUACACCAAAGUGACUGAAGUCCUCCCCUGGAUUUACAGCAAGAUGGAGAGGGAGGUGCACUUCCGGAAAUCCUAAGCAGCUGGACUGUCCCACCUCAAGGCACUGGCCAAAGUGACUGGGCCAUCGGCAGUGUCAUCUAGGCUAAAGGCCACCAGGCACCUUCGUUACUCCUACAUCUACUAUCUGCUGCCUCUGUGAAUAUGCACGCACGUGUGUGUAUGUGUGUGUACAUGCGUGCACGCAUGUAGAUGUUGUUACUCUCCCAAGGUCUUCAGAAACCGGAAGAGCUGUCAGCUCUUCGCAAAGCCCAGGCUGGAAGGCAUCUGGAGUUAAUGGUUUGGGCUGUGUGGAGGUUCUGGCAGGGGUAGCCUUAAUGGACAGAGGUGGUGAAGCCCAAACAGGGCCCCAGAGAAGGGCCUGGAAGUCCAUAUUAGGCAUUCUUGCUCCUCUGACCGUGACUUGGAGACGAACCCAGACUGUGUGGUCACCAGCAGCCCCGGGGACACCCAGGUGGCAGAGGGCCUGGGCUGGCCCUGGCGGGAAGUGUCCCCCUUUGAAAGAGCUUCCUGCUCUUUAUCAGACCUCGUGUUGGUACCCGGAUGUUGAGGGCUGGCUGCAUGCAGCAGUCCAGGCUCAGAGGCACUGGGGCAGAUUUUUAUUUUAUUUUUAUAUUCAAGAAAUGGAAGUAGAUGCAUUUUAUAAAGAUUCUCCAAAACUUCCAGGCGCCUGAAGCACUAGCAUCCAUCACCCCAAAGACUCCAAGGGACUUCUGGGAGUUGUGCCAUUCCGGAGUCCUGCAGAAUGUUCCCGACCUCAAGGGACCGGAUGAAGGAGCCGCUUUGGGGUACUUGGUAGGGAGCCCUCAGGCGGGCUGGUGAGCAAAUCCCUCACAGAGAGCCACAUGUGUCGCUGCAUCUGAAGGCCACACCAGGGCGUGAAGAAAUGGCUGCUGCUUCUCCAUGGGCGCCAGAGCCUAAGAGAGUCCGGGUGGACAGGGUUCCCUGUCCAGUGCCCUCCUGGGCCUUUUGCAGUUUCUUUUCCGCUUCUCCGCCUUUCAAAUUCUCAAUUGUUUCAGAAACCGGGCAUUGACCCCAACGCUGCCGUGGAGAGAGAGCGGACACAGUCUCCAGGCCCUCCAAACAGUCAUGUUGAAGGAUCUGAGGUGCCCUGCUCCCGUGAGCCAUCAGUGUGCCUGGUUUCCAUGCCAGCCAGAGGCCUGGGCCUUCCCCAGCCUCUCCUCUGGGCUAACUGUUCUUGCUCAGCCCCAUUCUCCUCACCUUCCUGGGGCCUGCCUCACGGUGCUAUGACUCUCUGAGGCAGGGUCCACGCGGGUCAGCCCAGCCCAGCUCAGGCAGGCAGCAAGACUGGACAGGGGCCGAGGGGGCCGGUUGCGUGUUAUCAGGGCUGGGGGUGGGGGAGGGCAAUGUUCAUGUCUACAGCAGCCCCGACAAUGGUCUUCAGCAAUAAAAGUUGUGUAACCUGAAAAA